UCAGGCCUCUCAUCAAUUCCUUCUCCGUGAGCUCUGUUGCAUCCGCACAACCCGGGAACAUUUCUUGGUCUGUUGGUCGAUCGCUUGCCUUCACCAUUAGUACUGUACAUCCACCUCGGACCUCCUCCUAGUUCUUGUUUCCUAUGGCCGCGCAAUCUUGGAACCCUUUCUCUUGCUGCGUCCGUGGGGCAGCCGCCGUCGACGACGACUAUGAGUCGCCGAGUGGGGAUAAGGGCAGCCCGAGGUCGCCUCUGAAGAGCCUGAGCUCGUCGGGGACGCUGUCACCGGAGGAGCUCUCGCUGACGCUGUCCGGCUCGAACCUGCACGCCUUCACAUACGCCGAGCUCCGCGCGGCCACAGCCAACUUCUCGCGCGCCAACUACCUCGGCUGCGGUGGGUUCGGCCCGGUCUACAAGGGCGCCGUCGACGACAAUCUCCGCCCCGGGCUGGCCGCGCAACCCGUCGCCGUCAAGUACCUCGACCUGGACUGCGGCACGCAGGGACACCAAGAGUGGCUGGCAGAGGUUUUCUUUCUUGGGCAACUGAGGCACAAGAACCUGGUGAAAUUGAUCGGCUACUGCUACGAGGACGAGCACCGGAUGCUGGUCUACGAGUUCAUGGUCGCCGGGAGCUUGGAGAAGCACCUCUUCAAAAGUAUCAAUGGGUCUCUCCCAUGGAUGACAAGGAUGAAGAUCGCCGUUGGCGCGGCAAAGGGCCUCGCCUUCCUCCAUGGUGCCGACCCCCCGGUGAUCUACCGGGACUUCAAAGCCUCCAACAUCUUGCUUGACUCGGACUACAACACUAAAUUAUCGGACUUUGGGCUGGCGAAGGAUGGGCCUCAAGGCGACGCAACACAUGUGACAACGCGUGUAAUGGGGACACACGGAUAUGCAGCACCUGAGUAUAUCAUGACGGGCCACUUAACCGCCAAAAGCGACGUCUACAGCUUCGGUGUUGUGCUUCUGGAGCUUCUCUCAGGACGACAAUCCGUGGACCGUUCACGACGAUCAAGGGAACAAAACUUAGUGGACUGGGCUAGGCCCUAUCUCAAACGAUCAGAAAAACUGCAUCAGGUGAUCGACUCAGCCCUCGAGUGUCAGUACUCGUGUAAGGGUGCUGAGGUGGCUGCGUUGGUGGCGUACAAGUGUCUGAGUCAAAACCCCAAGUCCCGACCAUCCAUGAGGGAGGUCGUCAAGGCAUUGGAGCCUGUACUUGGCAUGGAUGACUUUUUCCCUGCUGGUCCGUUCGUGCUCACUAUAGUUGUCGAGGAGGACAAGAUGAUGGACAUGAAGGUGGAGACUGAGGAGAAACAACAAAGCCAUCAUCAGAAGCAUCAGGAUAGACACCGACAUAAAUACCCUGGGUCAGCGAUCCACGGUGACAUUGUGAUCCACGGAGAUAAUGGGCAGGUUGCCGGGUUCACUGGCACGUUGCGAAGGCAACAGAGGACGCUAAGUUACCACCGGGAAAGAGGGGCUUAGGAGUUAGGAGUAUGGUAGGGGAAGCACGCAAGAUUGUAGAUAGAAGGUAUGUAUAUAUGCAUACUACUGAGAUGUGAUACGGUGUCACAUCGUUUGUUUAGAAAUUGCGGAUUGUGUUUCUUUCUUUUCUUCAAGAUAGUGGCAAACAUACAAAAGUUUGGUUAAGUUUUUGGCCAAAGUUGUUGUUCAAAUAUGUUGGAAAUGAAUGGUUCUACUUGAUGUCA
Molecule: messenger RNA, 1705 nt
Organism: Hordeum vulgare subsp. vulgare (domesticated barley)
Lineage: Eukaryota; Viridiplantae; Streptophyta; Magnoliopsida; Poales; Poaceae
Product: serine/threonine-protein kinase RIPK-like
Exons: 4
Coding region: 144-1481 (445 amino acids)
Biological process (GO): protein phosphorylation
Molecular function (GO): ATP binding; protein kinase activity
Source: RefSeq, a predicted model, not a curated record